Messenger RNA from Rubroshorea leprosula, 2133 nucleotides. Lineage: Eukaryota; Viridiplantae; Streptophyta; Magnoliopsida; Malvales; Dipterocarpaceae. The record is from the annotation of a GenBank genome assembly.
CUUUCAAAAAGAGAGAAAAAGGGCGAAACAGAAUCCGCACAGCAGCCAACAAUGGAAUCUGUCGACCUCAACGAAACCCACGAAACCAACACCCACACCGUCGACCAUGGCUGGCAGAAGGUCACCUACGCCAAGCGGCAGCGCAAGGCCAAGCCGAACGCGGAUGAUGGAGACGCAGCUCGCCCUAACGGAACCCUAGCUAACGGCGGUAGAAAUGUUUUCUCUUCAAUUGAGAAGCAAUCGGAGGAUCGCCGCCAGCGGAUCCUUGAAGCACAGAGGCUCGCCGCUGUGAAUGUGGAGGUUAGUGUGAAACCUAAGCGCAGAUCGGAUGGCGAUGAUGAGGAGGAUGAGGAUAGCGAUCUCGAAGAUUCGAAGGAGAAUGGAAAGGCAGAAGAAGUUAAGAAGCCGAAGCAGAAGAAGCCGAAAAAGCCUAAGGUCAGUGUCGCGGAGGCCGCCGCCAAGGUUGAUUCUGCUGAUCUCGCCGCAUUUCUGGCAGAUAUAUCUGGAUCAUUUGAGGAUCAGCAGGAUAUACAGAUGAUGAGGUUUGCGGAUUAUUUUGGAAGAGCCUUUUCUGGGGUAAGCGCGUCCCAGUUUCCCUGGGUGAAGAUGUUCAGGGAGAGUACAGUAGCCAAGCUUGCUGAUAUUCCUCUUUCCCAAAUUUCUGAUGCUGUUUAUAAGACGUCAGUUGAUUGGAUUAAUCAACGUGCUCUUGAGGUGCUUGGCUCCUUUAUUUUAUGGUCAUUAGGUUGCAUCCUUGAUGACUUAGCAGCCCAGAAUGCUGGUGCCAAGGGAGCCAAGAAGGCUGUGCAACAAGCAUCAUCAAAGUCUCAGGUUGGAAUAUUUGUGGCUUUAGCUAUGGUAUUGCGACGUAAACCUGAUGCCUUAAUCAGUGUAUUGCCAACAUUAAGAGAAAAUUCAAAGUAUCAAGGACAGGAUAAGAUUCCUGUUAUUGUGUGGAUGAUGACUCAGGCUUCUCAAGGAGAUUUGGCUGUAGGGCUGUACUCCUGGUCUCAUAACCUCUUGCCAGUAGUCAGCAGCAAAAACUGUAAUCCUCAAUCAAGAGAUCUAAUUUUACAGUUAGUGGAAAGGAUCCUAGCUGUGCCAAAAGCUCCAACAAUUUUGAUAAAUGGUGCUGUUAGAAAGGGAGAGCGAUUGAUUCCACCUUCUGCAUUUGAGGUGCUACUCCGAGUUACCUUCCCUGCACCUUCAGCUAGAGUAAAGGCUACUGAAAGGUUUGAGGCCAUAUAUCCAGUGCUAAAGGGGGUUGCUCUUGCCGGUUCUCAUGGAAGCAAGGCAAUGAGACAAGUGUCACAGCAGAUACUAAAUUUUGCUAUCAAAGCCUCAGGGGAAAGCUCUCCUGAGUUAUCCAAGGAAGCUGCUGGAAUUGUCAUUUGGUGUUUGUCAGAGAAUGGUGAUUGCUAUAGGCAGUGGGAAGAUGUUUAUCUGGACAAUCUAGAAGCUAGUGUUGCUGUUUUGAAAAGGCUUUCUGAGGACUGGAAGGAGUACUCUGUGAAAUUGGUUCCUGUAGACCACCUGAGGGAAACCAUCAAGGAUUUUAAGCUGAAGAAUGAGAAAGCAAUGGCUGGUGGAGCAGAUGCUGCUAAGGAAGCACUGUUCCGAAAUGCAGACAAGUAUUGUAAGGUGAUCUUUGGAAGGCUAUCACAUCGACAUGGAUGUGUUAAAUUCGUGGCCAUUGUUGCUGUGGCAGUAGCCGUUGGUGCUGCCGUGAUGUCCCCAAGCAUUGAGGGCUGGGACUGGAACAAACUCACUCUAGCCUUCAGCUCUCCAAAAUCUCUCUGAGCAUCCCGCUUGUGUCAGUUUGGUAACAAAAUGGUGCGAGUUAAAACACCACCUGAGUUUGUAGUUUCUUCUCCUUUUUGAUUUCUUGAUCUUGAGCUUCUAACGGGAAAGUGAAAGGGAAAUCUUUUUUUCUUCUUUUUUUUUUUUCUUCUUCUUUUUUAAGUUAUCUUAGAAAAUGAUCUGGUGACUUGCAUUAUGAAAAUACAGGUUUAAUUUGUUUGAGGUAGCAUAGCCAAAAUAAGGAAUGAGGAAAUCAAGUGAGGGAUAGACUGUAUUAAGAGAUAACUUAAGUUUUGUAGAUUAUUAUCAAAUGUGUUACCUUUUAUUUUGAUU